ACAUAAACUUCUUUGUCAAAUUGUAAAACAUUCAGCAGUUUGCACUAGUCUAUCGUGCUGUCUGGGGAAGUUGUGAUUAAGGAUACAUAUACCGGUAGCUGAGGACAAGCCUUAAUUAAUGCAGACCCUAUAUGAAUGACAAAGGGGUACUCAAAUAUUGCAUAAUGGCUUAAAACCAGUGAAGGAGUACACGGGAACUUCAUUCACCUGCUAGAAACGAUUUUUGACAAAAACAAUGAGGUUUCCAGUUGAAGAUAUGUAUAGAGGGGCCAGCUAUAGUACUUUUAUCAUAAGGUAGACUGAAGUCUGACAUAUUUUCCAACUCCACCGUCAGAGAUAACUAGUUCCGAAUUUGUUGAUUUAUAACAAUCGUCUACAAUGACCACAGGCUGUUUUGGCUAGGUAUCGGAUGAGGUGGGAGGAAGUUUCCUUUGUGAGUAACUACUUUUUUUUAACUCUCUCUCUCUCUCUCUCUCGUGUAAUUUUAAAAUAAGAUAAACAAAGCGCUUAUUGCUUUAGAGAUAAGCAACAUAUACAACCGUAAAAUAUACGAAAACGUAGAAAAUCUUAUAUACAUGUAACGUCUUUCUGCGUAAUUAGUUUCUCCAAAAGCGAAAAAAAAAAUUCUGCAAGGUGAAGAGGUGUGGAAUCUAAUAAGUUUUAAUGAUAUCACGCGUCUACCAGUGCAGUGUGGCGAUGAAGCCCUGUUGAACUGAAGUGGUUGGACAUUUUUUAGUGUCACAUGAUGUCUGUACCAGUUUUCAUAAUACGACGGAAACUACAUAGUAAAACGGAAUGUGUUUGAUUUUUAUCGAGCGCUGUGGACACUUGAUAUGAUGCCGGAUAUUCAUAUUUCAUUGCUAAAUGAUGAUUUAUGGAGUGAAUCAGACCUGGAUCACAUAGAUGACCACGCAUGAGCUGUCGCAUUCGCAUCCGGCUCACGUCCUCGGUCGUCAUUUGCCUCGCUUUGAUUUACAUCGUGCUGUUUAAUGGUCUAGCCCUGUACAGUCUGACCAAAUCCACGUACACCCCGGCGUCUGUGCCUGUCAACAGAGGGCGUCUUUAUUUUGCAUACCUGGGAUUUAACACUUGGAAAUGUAAGAUUCCACAUUUUGCUAAACAACCACUGCCUCUCACUGCUUUGGCGAGUUUCCCCGGAUCCGGAAACACAUGGGUCCGCCAUAUCCUACAACAAGCUACAGGAAUCAACACCGGAAGUGUCUACAAAGACUAUAUUCUGAAGGUAGUUGGAUUCCCGGGAGAGGGCGUGGACAAUUCCUCGGUCCUAGUCAUAAAGACACAUGACUGGGGCAUAAAUGAAAGGAAAAGGUACCAGAGAGCCAUUCUUAUUCUCCGAAAUCCCAAAGAGGCACUUCUGGCCGAGUUCAACAGAAAAAAUGGUGGCCAUAUUGGUCAUGCAAAGACAGAACACUUUAAACAAAGCUGGAAGCCGUAUGUUAACGAGUCAGCGAGACAGUGGUUUGAAAUGGCCGAAGACUGGUUAAAUUUCACCGGUGAUUUACACAUUCUCAUAUACGAACGACUGAAAGCUGAUCCUGUCAACGAAAUCAAAAGUUUACUUAACUUUCUACAAAUACGCAUAUCACAAAAGGAAUUAAUGUGUGUCCUUGAGAAUAUGAAGGGACGUUUUAAACGACCUUCCAAGAACCUUACGAACUAUGACCCAUACUCUCACGAGAUGAGGAGUACGUUAUUGCAAUAUGAACAACAAAUUAAUAGAACGAUUGACAAGCGAUACCGCUAUACAACGAGAAGUCAUACUUAGUCUCUAUAUGGACAAAAUUAUUUACAUGUAUUUUGCAUUUUAUGUUUAUGUUUAGUUUAAGAAUGAAACUUUUACAAUGGUGUUCCCAGGGAAUUCAUUACAUGUGUUCCCAGGGAAUUUAUUACAAACGAUUCUUCCCAAAAGGUUUGAUGUAUCAUAAACCAUUCAUUAAU
Ostrea edulis (European flat oyster) is the source of this 1959-nucleotide messenger RNA. RefSeq names its product WSCD family member CG9164-like. NCBI's taxonomy places the organism in Eukaryota, Metazoa, Mollusca, Bivalvia, Ostreida, Ostreidae. The record is from RefSeq and is a predicted model, not a curated record. Gene Ontology annotation, molecular function: sulfotransferase activity. The coding region runs from base 914 to 1786 and encodes 290 amino acids. The transcript is spliced from 6 exons.